UUUUCAAGCCCCCACAAACUGAUUCCACAACGAACUCUCUCAUCUCCACGUCAAAUUAAAACCAACAAGUUGCGUGCAAAGACCCACAUGGUCCAUGUCUACUAGCCCGGAGGCCGGAGACGUCUUUUAACGUUCCCCUUGCCCUUUUUCCUCUCACGACUACGAUCGAUCCGGCCCGGCCCAGCUUCCUCCUUCCUUCCUUCCUUCCUUCUCUUCCUCUCCCUAUCGGUUCUCUCUACAUAACCAAAAGGGAAUCCGGGAAGCAUUUUAAAGGAAGUGCAGAGUGAGAACUGAGAAGAGAUAGCAGAGCAGAGGAUCGGAGUGGACGGUGGUAGAGAAGAAAGGGAAUCAGUCAGGUCAUCAAUGGAGAUCGCCAUGGCGCCGCCGAGCGCGCCGUGCAGCCCGAGGACGGCGGCGGGCGACCACCACCACCUCCUCCCUGGCUACUGCUACUUCUUCUCCAGCGCGCCCACCAGCCCCUCCAGGACCAGCUGCUACGCCCCCGCCGCCGACGACGACUCCGCUUCCGCCGCGGCCUUCGACUUCGCGAUCGGGUUCAGCGGCCAGCUGCGGGACUCCGCGCAGCCAACCCUCGCCGCCGCCGACGAGCUCUUCGAGGGCGGCCGGAUCCGCCCGCUCAACCCCACCGCCACCUUCCCCGCCGACGACGACCGCCGCCGCCGCCCCUCCCCACGCUCUCCCCGCAGAUCGAAACCAGAGCCGCCGGCGCCGGAGACGAGGGGCAGGUCCGCGCGCCCAGGCCCUGCCGCCGCCACCUCUCGGAGGACGACGCGGUCGCUUUCCCCUUUCAGAGGAGCCCCCGCCAUGGACGACGAAGAAGACGAGUUAUCCUCUUCCUCGCCUCCGAGCAGAGGCGCGUCCCUGAUGCGGGGCUGCGGCAGCGGGAGCAGCCGGAAAUGGCGGCUGAAGGACCUCUUCCUGUUCCGCAGCGCGUCGGAGGGCCGCGCCACGGGGAACGGCAAGGACCCGCUGCUCAAGUACACCAUGCUCAAGGCCACCGGCGGCGGCCAUGGCGGAGGAGGAGACUCGGGAAGCGCGUCCAUGCGGAUCAAGGGGAGGGGUUCCGCGGCGUCGGCGAGCGACAUGGCGCCGUAUUACGCGGUGGCCGCAGAGGAGACGCGGCGGCGGAGGACGUCGACGACGCCGCUGCCCUUCCACCGGAACAGCCUCUUCGGGUACCUCCGGUCCAACCCGGCCAUCCACACCAUCAGCCGGAAGCUCGGCGGCUCCAACCGCGGCAGGCCUGCUGCUGCUGCCGCUGCCGCCAAUGCCUGAGUUGAUAGUUACUACUUGAUCAACGAAGGACGCAUGCAUGACGCUGUCCUGGAGGAAGAAGAAGAACCAAAAAAAACAGAGCAGCUCUAUUCGUUCGUUUCUGAAGCUUGAUUUUCCUACCCAGUUUUUCUUUCUUUCUUCUCGUUAAGUUCCCUGUGUGAACCAACCACAAAGGUUCGUUUUCAUACAAGUUGUAGAUACAGAUAUGUACAUGGGAAUGGUUCGCAAAGAUUUUGGAAAACUAGUUACAAUUCGCAAGGAUUUCGGAAACAA
This is a messenger RNA of Brachypodium distachyon (stiff brome), 1569 nucleotides long. RefSeq lists its product as uncharacterized. Bases 364 to 1296 code for a protein of 310 amino acids. The transcript has a single exon. Lineage: Eukaryota; Viridiplantae; Streptophyta; Magnoliopsida; Poales; Poaceae. The record is from RefSeq and is a predicted model, not a curated record.